AUGGACAGCAACGGCUCGAGCAGAAGCUCGACUUUCUCGCAUCGGUUCUCGGUCUCGAGGUCGAGCAAGAAUUUGCGUCUGCGACGGUCACGUUCGACUUUCGUCAAUCACUUGUCGACACAUUGUGGAUCGAGAGACCUGCACGUUCGAAGUGAGACUUUUUGUAGCUCCUCGUUGCGUCAGGCACGCGACUCGUACAGCAAUAGCAGCAGUAGCACCGUCUCCUCGCCAUUACCGCAGGACAUUCACAUUCAAAGUUGGAUGUUCUGGGCUCGUCAAGGAGAUUGUCAUGCUGCUGCUGAAGGCAAAACAGAGCGAUACACGAAAGUGUACGCGGUGCUACGCAAUGAGUUUUUGCUGCUAUAUCGUCAUGAGUACUGUCCGUCGAAGGACUUGCGACCUCGGCCACUGGUACAAAUUGCAGUGGCGAGCUCUUCGUGCAGUGAGGAUGGCAUUUUGCACGUCGAGGACCCGUACGGCCAAGACAUGGAGCUGCAUCUGUACGAGCGACGCGACUUUGAGAUCUGUCGACGAUGGAGUGAUGCUCUGGAGCAAGCUGCGGAGUUGACGCACUCGUACUUUUCCACUUUCGACGUCAAUGUGGACGAUUUGUCCCGUGGGAGUGUCUACCGAGGCACUCUUCACGACCUUCGCGUGGGUCGAGAAAGCUCGCUUCGGACGUCGGUCACGCAGAUGUCCAAGCUUGGAAACUGGAGUUCGUUGCGGCGGUUUGUCCCCGAUCGGAUCUCAAGAUACUCGACGAAACGGAUUGCAUCGAGUACAUUGAAAGAUACGGAGGUGUGA
This is a messenger RNA of Peronospora matthiolae, 804 nucleotides long. The record is from the annotation of a GenBank genome assembly. NCBI's taxonomy places the organism in Eukaryota, Oomycota, Peronosporomycetes, Peronosporales, Peronosporaceae.